Messenger RNA from Syzygium oleosum, 2090 nucleotides. RefSeq names its product nitrile-specifier protein 5-like. The transcript has 10 exons. Gene Ontology annotation, molecular function: protein binding. Lineage: Eukaryota; Viridiplantae; Streptophyta; Magnoliopsida; Myrtales; Myrtaceae. The record is from RefSeq and is a predicted model, not a curated record. The coding region runs from base 187 to 1773 and encodes 528 amino acids.
UCCUGCGUUCCCUCGUUUUUUGCUGCAUCGUCCACAUUUGUUCAGGUCUUUUGCUCUCUGCAUGACACCAAAGCCAGACAGUCUUCUUCUCAAACAUCAAAAUCCUUCUCUUUUCUUGAAAGGCUCUCACUUUCUCGCACUUUCUUGGCCCCUUGUGUUGUCGGUUGACAUUCCUGGGAAAGAAAAAUGAGGUGGGAGAGAGUCCUGUUGCCGCAAGCCCAGGAAACAGAGAAGGGCAGAGAAGAGUCGGGUGGCUCCAGAAAGAGGUGGGGCCACACUUGCAAUGCCGUCAAAGGAGGGAUGUUUCUCUACGUGUUCGGUGGCUUUGGGAAAGACGUGUGCCAGACCAACCAAGUUGACGUCUUUGACACUGUGGAGCAAACAUGGAGCCAGCCCACAAUAAAAGGCACGCCACCUGCUCCAAGGGACGGCCAUAGCUGUACUAAUGUGGGUGACAAUUUGUUUGUGUUUGGUGGGACGGAUGGGAUGAACCCUCUCGGGGAUUUGCAUAUUCUAGACACUUCUUCUCAUACAUGGAUAUCACGAAUUACAAGGGGAGAGGCACCGGAGGCAAGGCAGGGUCAUAGUGCAGCCCUUGUGGGUAAAAGGCUGUUCAUAUUUGGUGGGUAUGGAAAGUCUCCUGAUGAAGAUGAUGAAGUAUAUCAUAAUGAUCUCUUCAUAUUGAACACAGAGACAUUUGUAUGGAAAAAGGCGAUGACAACUGGUAUCCCACCUUCACCACGUCUUACCCAUAGCUGCUCAACUUGGAAGAACAAAAUGAUUGUGAUUGGGGGUCAAGAUGAGCGUGAUUACUAUUUAUCCGAUGUCCAUAUUCUUGAUGCAGAUACCCUGAUGUGGAAGGAACUGAAUACCACCGGCGACAUGCUACCCCCCCGUGGUGGACGUUUGACUGUUACUUUUGGGAAGAUUCUGUUUGUUUAUGGGGGAUACACAGAGGCCCAAAGGCUAUAUGAUGACCUGUAUAUGCUUGAUGUUGAAUCUGCGAUAUGGUCCAAGGUGACUACUGCAGGUGCUGGACCUUCUGCCAGAUUUUCCAUGGCUGGGGUCUGUCUGGAUCCAGUAAGGAGUGGGGUUCUUGCCUUUGUGGGUGGUUGCAGUAGAAGUCUCGAGGCUCUUGACCAUAUUUAUUACUUGCACACAGGACUCACUAGGGAACACAAGCGAAGACUAGCAAAGCUACCCUUGAGGAAGAAAUUGAAGCCGAAGUGCCAAGAACAAAAUUUGACUCUAGGACAUGAUAAAGCUUUGGUGCAAGUUGGUGUAUCCACAAGCUCAUAUCAACCUGUGUCGCUAUUGAUCUCUGGUCAACCAGGUUCUCAUAGUUAUCCGUUCACACAAUCAGAAGCCGUCCGAGGCAAAUCAAUAUUUCAGGCGAGAGUGACGGAGAAUUUUGGAAAGCAAUACACUAUUGAAACUUGUAUAGACGGAAAACCUCUCUGUGGAAUUUUAUUUUCCAAUGAGCCAAGCGCGCUUCCUAUACCUUUUUCAAGCACCAGCAGGAAAAGAACCUAUGGAAAUUCAAGUGCUGUUAUAAAAAAUGGUUAUUAUAACUAUGGGUCAAAGGCUUCUAGAAGUAUCCGGCCGGACUCCAUUGAUGAUGGACAUGAUAUGCAAGGAAAAGAGGCCUCUUCCCAGGAGCCCCAUGCAGAACCUGCUGGUCAAGAUACUGUUUUGGAUGUUUCACAACCUUUUGAUGACUCUGACCUGGACAAGGUUCCCACAAUGAAAAAUAAUCACUGUAGGCUUCUAUGAAUACCAAAGAUGAUUAGAUGGAUGAAGCUCCAGAUCUAAAUGUGGAAGUUCCAAAAGAGUGUAUCUCCAUCAACCAAGGACUUUGACGUGAUCUCACAAAACAAGAAUCAUAUGUGUUGUUUAUGAUAUGUUGCUCUUAUCCAGCUUCCAGUUUCUAUAGCCCAUCAAAGCAUGUUUUGAUCUCACACCUGUGCUUGUGAAAUAUUAGUUUCUAGGAACAAAUUACUCACAGGCCAUAGAAAUUUUGUUCAGCAAAAACAUCUAUGUACAAGCUUAUACAUAAUAUAUGUACGAUGGCUGUGAUAUUGAGUACAAAA